ACUUAUUAAAAGAUGAUACAUCAGUGAGCUGACUGAGGACUGACAUCCAUAAAGACGAAAUGAUGUGGGUAAUUCUGUAUGUUUGUUUGUUCCUGUCUUGUAACUAUAUAUAUGUAGCUUUGAUGGCUACUUCAAGUACUUGUAAGCUACAGGGACACUUCACAUUGAAUGGGAUGUUCCAGGAUGGAGACCUUAUAAUAGGUGGUCUGUUUGAGAUUCAGACAUACCUCAAAGUAUUCCCUGAGCUGAGCUUCAGAACAGAGCCAAAACUACCACACUGUGAGCUCUUCUAUAUGUCAAGCUUCCAGCAGGCACUAACAAUGGUUUUUGCUAUCAGUGAGAUUAAUAACAAUCCUAACCUGCUGCCUAACAUCACGCUUGGUUACCAAAUCUAUGACAACUGUUUAAGGCUUGGAGUGGCAUUCCGUGGUGCUACAGCUCUGGUUAGUGGGACAGAAGAGACCAUCUCUGACCUCAACUGCAAAGGCCCACCACCGGUGAUUGGAAUCAUAGGUGAUCCAGGCUCUACUCAUUCCAUUGCAAUUUCCAGUGUCCUGGGGCUGUUUCGACUCCCUAUGAUUAGCUACUAUGCCACCUGCUCUUGUUUGAGUGACAGAAAAAAGUACCCCUCUUUCUUCAGAACAAUCCCCAGUGAUGCCUUCCAAGUUCGGGCUAUGGUUCAGAUCUUGAAGCAUUUUGGAUGGACCUGGGUUGGUCUCAUCUACAGUGAUAAUGACUAUGGCAUCAAUGCUGCUCAGUCAUUCCAUCGGGAAAUGCAACAAUUUGGAUAUUGUGUUGCUUUUUCUGAAAUCUUGCCCAACAAUAACAACCCCAUAGAUAUUCAGCGCAUAAUGGGAAUGAUUCAGUCCUCUACAGCUAGAGUGGUGGUUGUUUUUUCUCCUUCAUCCUUACUGAUACCUUUGAUGAAUGAGGUGGUGUUGCAGAACAUAACAGGCAGGCAGUGGAUUGCAAGUGAAGCUUGGGUCACUUCACCUGUAUUUCGCACACCACGUUUCCAGCCAUUCCUGGGGGGCACAAUGGGUAUUGCUAUCAGGCGUGGAGAGAUCGAGGGGCUUCAUGACUUUCUGUUAUGUAUUCAUCCCAACAAUGAUCAAAGAAAUGAUAUAGUGAGAAUCUUCUGGGAGAACAUAUUUGGGUGCAGCUUUGAAAAUAAGGGUAAAGGAACUGACGGAGAGCAAAUCAAAAAGCUGUGUACAGGACAGGAGGAUCUGAGCACAACAAACACACCAUUCACUGAUGUUUCAGGAUUAAGGGCAUCGUAUAAUGUAUAUAAGGCAGUUUAUGCCCUGGCACAUGCACUUCAUGAUCUGAUGCAGUGUGAGGAGGGAAGAGGACCAUUCAGUGAGAACAGAUGUGGUGACAUAACCAACCUGAGGCCAUGGCAGCUGGUUCACUACCUACAGAAAGUGAACUUCACAACAGGCUUUGGUGAUCAUGUGUCAUUUGAUAAAAAUGGAGAUGCUCUGGCCAUCUAUGAUGUGUUGAACUGGCAGCCAAGUGCUGAUGGAUCAAUAAAGCUCCACAAUGUUGGUGUACUAAAUGAAGGUGCGGAAAAAGGGAUGCCCCCACAGUCAGUAUGCAGUAAGAGUUGCCCCCCAGGAACCAGACAAGCCACAAGAAAGGGCCUUCCUCUCUGCUGUUUUGACUGCUUGCCAUGUGGAGAUGGAGAGAUUUCUAAUACAACAGAUUCUAUUGAGUGCACAACAUGUCCAGAUGAGUUUUGGUCCAAUCCAGAUAAGGAUCAGUGUGUCCCCAAAGAAAUAGAGUUUCUAUCCUAUGAGGAUUCUCUGGGCAUCUCUCUCACCACUGCAUCCCUGCUUGGCACCUUCAUCUGUGCUCUUGUGAUGAUCAUCUUUGCUCAUCACCGUAACACACCCAUAGUACGAGCCAACAAUUCAGAGCUUAGCUUUCUGCUGCUGUUGUCACUCAAACUAUGUUUCCUGUGUGUGCUACUGUUUAUUGGCCAGCCACAGUUGUGGACAUGUCAGUUAAGACAUGCUGUGUUUGGUAUAAGCUUUGUCCUGUGCAUCUCCAGCAUCCUGGUCAAAACUAUGGUGGUAAUAGCCGUAUUCAAGUCAUCACGACCAGAGGGUAAAGGAGCAAUGAAAUGGUUUGGAGCAGCUCAACAAAGAUGCACAGUUUUGGUCCUAACAGCCCUCCAGGUUGUGAACUGUGCAGUCUGGCUAUCAACUGCCUCUCCAACACCCCAUAAAAACAACCAGAAUACUCACUCUAAAAUAGUUUAUGAAUGUGCCAUUGGCUCAGUGGCCGGUUUUUCUAUGCUGCUGGGAUAUAUUGGACUGUUGGCAGCAGUAAGCUUGCUGUUAGCCUUCCUUUCAAGAAAUCUUCCAGAUAAUUUUAAUGAAGCCAAGUUCAUCACUUUUAGCAUGUUAAUCUUCUGUGCUGUAUGGAUUGCAUUUGUUCCAGCAUAUGUGAGUUCACCAGGGAAAUAUGCAGUUGCUGUUGAAAUAUUUGCCAUCCUUGCUUCAAGUUUUGGAUUACUGAUGGCCAUAUUUGCCCCAAAGUGCUACAUCAUCCUUUUACAUCCAGAGAAAAACACUAAAAAAGCCAUCAUGAGAAGAGAAGUACAAAAUAAAUAGUUUUACAAUAUAGUGGUCAACCAU
Molecule: messenger RNA, 2645 nt
Organism: Carassius auratus (goldfish)
Lineage: Eukaryota; Metazoa; Chordata; Actinopteri; Cypriniformes; Cyprinidae
Product: extracellular calcium-sensing receptor-like
Exons: 6
Coding region: 60-2621 (853 amino acids)
Biological process (GO): G protein-coupled receptor signaling pathway
Cellular component (GO): plasma membrane
Molecular function (GO): G protein-coupled receptor activity
Source: RefSeq, a predicted model, not a curated record